Messenger RNA from Chironomus riparius, 2449 nucleotides. NCBI's taxonomy places the organism in Eukaryota, Metazoa, Arthropoda, Insecta, Diptera, Chironomidae. The record is from the annotation of a GenBank genome assembly.
CGCAUGCUCACCAAAAAAGGAUAAAGAAAAGUUAUGAGGAAUUGAAGAAAAUUUUUGUUUAUAGUGUUAAAUUAGAUAAACUUUAUUAAAAUGAUUUCUGUGAGCAACCAUGAAUUUGUUGAGCUUCGACAUCAGCAGCCGCAAACAUGCAAAACACAUUUUGUUUUUACGGAUAUUGAUAUUGCUGAUUUAGACAUUCCAGAAAUUAGCAGUGCAAAAUAUCAGUUGAAAAAUGGCAAUGCUUACAAGAAAGACACUUCUGAUUCAUCAAUUGCUUCAAUGUCAAGAAGUAAAAAAGGAAAGAAAAUUGUAGCCAUAACUGUCAUUAUGCUAGGUUUAAUUUUGCUGGGUGCAGGUAUUCCAAUUGGAUUACAGUUAAGAAGUUCAUCUCUACUGGAAGCUCGGUUAAAUUUUAUUCGUCGACUUCUAAGUGAAUGCAUGCUUGUCGGUGGAUUUUUCAACACUCAUUCUGAAUCAAAUUUUACUCAAAAUUUUUAUGAGAUUAAGGAAAGCAUGAUUGGAGCAGUUUUGCUGCCUAUACGUAUUCCAUGUCAAGCACAAUAUUUGGAUGCUGUUCAGUUGGCUUUAGAAGGAAUAGAUCAAGCCACUCGAAUGGUAAGUCGUACAAAAGGAAUGCGUAUAGUUUUAUCAGCUGAAGAAAUGGAGCAAGCACAUGAGAAUGGUGAAAUUGGAGUUUUAUUAGGACUUGAAGGUGGACAUUUAUUAGGAUCAAGUGUAGCUGUACUGAGAAUGUUUUAUUCGCUUGGUACAAGAUUUAUUUCCCUUUCAAGUUAUGAGUGCUCAAGUCCAUGGAUAUCAGCUGCAACAACAAAAGAACCAUUGUUUGAAGAAAAUAUCCCGACUUCGAUAACUCAAUUUGGAAAGAUUGUUCUCAAGGAGAUAAAUCGCUUAGGGAUGCUUGCCGAGAUUUCUCAUUUGAGUGAACCGAGUAUGAUGCAAGUGUUAAAUUCUGCUAAAGCACCAUUGCUUGUGAACAAUGCUAUGCCAGCAGCAACAACAUCUCCAAACAUAACCAACAUCAUUCCUGAUCAUGUUUUAAGUGCAUUGAGCAGUAAUGGUGGCGUGCUCACAAUCAACAUUGAUAAGUUAUCGGUAAAGGAAGCGAUACACAACAUAAAUUACGUACGUGCUCUUGCUGGGAUAGAACAUGUUGGUCUCGGUACGACGGUAUCACCAAGAAAGUAUGCAUUGCUCUUGGCAGAGCUUGCUCGUGACAGAUUGUGGAAUAAUGCAUCUUUGAAAAAGCUUGUAGGCGGAAAUAUUGUUAGGAUACUACGAGAGGCUGAAGCAAACAGGAAUAAAGUGGCGUUAAGUGAGGAUUGGAUUCCACCUGAAGAAAUCGAAGGAAAUGCAUAUUGCCGUUAUCCAGAAUCGUAAAUUGCAUUCAAAUCCCUAGUUUCUAUAGAAUGUUGAUUUGCAUCUACAUAAUAUUGUAAUAAUGCAAAAUCCAAGAAAAUAAGUGUUUUUAAAACUUAAUUAACUGUUCAGCAUGUAUGUUCAAGGUUUAUGAAAAGUGGUGACAGUUAUAUGUAAAAUUUUAUUGAAUAAUUCUUUAUUAAGUUGAAGAUCAGAAAAUUAUCUUUAAGAGAAAUUUCGAUAGUUUCUGUAAUUAAGUAAGUUAAACUAUACAGUUUUUAACAGUGUCCAAAAAGUUUAAGUAGUUGAAUUUAAAUGCUAGACUUCGAUUGAAAAAAAAAACGGAACUUGGUUGGGUUAAAAAUAUUCGUAUUAAAAUUCCAUUAAUUUUGGAAAGUCCGGAAAUAGAAUUGCAGAAAUUUUUAAAUUCCGUUUGGAUAAGAUUCUCUAUAAAUGAAUCACAAAAUUUUGAAUGCAUAUCAAUGAGGAAGUUUUUAAGCAAACCAUAAAAAGCUAUUGAUGCUCGUUAACUAUCUGAAUUGAACAUUUACAUAUUUAAAUUUCUAUCCAAAUAUCUCUAUCCAUCUCUCUCUAAACUAAAAAUGAAUAAAAUUUUAUCGUUUUAAAAAAUGAAAGAAAUUGCAAGAAAAGAAAAACUUCCAAUUUGUAAAAUUAUUUACCAUGAUUCCUCAUCAUGAAAUUGACUUCUGUUGCACCAUGGGAAACAUUUAUUUUAUUUCAUAUAUUUAUUUAUAAGAGAAGGAAAAACUACUCCUCUUUCCGACAUUUUAAUCUUAAUCAGAGUUCAAUCGGAAAAGGAGUUUUUCGUUUAUUGAAUUUUUUUUUUCUCUUUCAGAAAAUGUUUUUUGGCAACAAUUUCACCAAGAAUAAAAUAAUAUAAAAAAUGUACACUGGCAUAAAGAAUAACAAAAUAAAUCACGAUUUUUAAAACAAUUUUUUUGUUUGCUGAAUAUAAAAAAAAUAAAUUUUAUAAACAACAAAUUGGAAUAUUUUCUUUUACUCCGCUUUUGCAACUACAUAAUAGAAAAGUAAAAACAAGAGAUGAAAGCGG